Molecule: messenger RNA, 849 nt
Organism: Aricia agestis (brown argus)
Lineage: Eukaryota; Metazoa; Arthropoda; Insecta; Lepidoptera; Lycaenidae
Exons: 5
Coding region: 104-829 (241 amino acids)
Source: RefSeq, a predicted model, not a curated record
ACUCAUAAAUAAUUGUUUACGAAACUGUAUCUUAUAAAUCAAAGUUGUUUUGGACAUCGACUGGAUUAGGUAUAUGGUAAUUCGCAAAUAGAUUUUAGGCAAUAUGGAUAAGAAACAAAUAACGGGGGUGAUUUUAGCGGUCCUCGUGUUGGGUGCUGAUGCCAACGCGAUCAGUGGUAAAAAUGCAAAUGCGAGGUGGGAUUUUGGUCUCUCUGCGAACGUGAACGAAUAUGUCGAUAAUACUAUUGAUCUUAUUAUUCCGUUCCUGCAAAAUAAUGGCUUGGAUCCCAUGGAGCUACCAGAAAUUAUUGAAGGCUUCGAAGUCAGACCUCUCCUCAUUACGUACAGCGCUUGGGUGCAACUUCACGAUGGCUACAUGACAGGCCUCGUCAACGUGGCUCGAUCUGGUGACCAGAAAGUGAACUAUUUCGCUAAAAUGUUGCGAGUUCGCGUCGAACUUGAGUUCACUAACCUCGAAUUCAUGUACAAGUACCUCAUUAAGGUGAUGAACAUUGGACCAACUGGUGGUGUCAUCGGCUCCUUGGACAGAUUCUUCAUUGUCGCUGACGUGCUUAUCGAUUUCAAUAACGACGAAGUCCACUUACAGCAAUUCGCUUUGCAAAACAUCGGCCGUCUCCGCGUACGCCUCACCGGCAAUAUUCUGACUGACUGGCUCCUGAAUCCUUUCAUCACACUUUUCGUGACCAUCUUCGAUACGAUUAUUAUGCGCGUGGUCGAGGUCAACAUCCGUAACGCAGCUCAGAGCGCCAUUUUGACGAUCAACUCCGGCAUCCGAGACGUGAUAAAUGUCAUCGAAUCAUACAACUAACGCAUCAACAGUUUACGAUA